AUGCGCCACUUUAUCUCAUUCUUCUUCGGCUUUCUUUCUUUCCUCCCUGUCCUUACUCAAGCAUGCCUCGUCUACUACGCAACCUUCCCCUUCGAUAACGAUAAACCGUUUGUAGGGAAGAUAAUCGAUAAUGGGAUUGAGACGUGCUCGAUUAAUAUGACGUACAAUGAACAUUGGAGAUGGCAGGCGUUGGAGAAUGAAAAGGAUUGGGAGAGGGAGGAGUGGGCUUGGAAACACUGGCAUUUCACAUGCACGAAGAAACUAUGGCAGGGGAAACUGAAGGGUAAUAACACAGACCGCACAUACGCAGCAGAACUCGGCGUCGGUCUCCGCGGCGUAACAUACCAUGCGCAUGGCGAGAAAUUCUGGUUCAACCCGGAUACGGUGGAGGAUGUGGCGGGGGAAAGAUGGGUUUAUAGUAAGAAGUUGUGGUGUGCUGGGAAAUAG
Molecule: messenger RNA, 447 nt
Organism: Botrytis fragariae
Lineage: Eukaryota; Fungi; Ascomycota; Leotiomycetes; Helotiales; Sclerotiniaceae
Exons: 3
Coding region: 1-447 (148 amino acids)
Source: RefSeq, a predicted model, not a curated record